Molecule: messenger RNA, 9871 nt
Organism: Anopheles maculipalpis
Lineage: Eukaryota; Metazoa; Arthropoda; Insecta; Diptera; Culicidae
Exons: 27
Coding region: 209-9871 (3220 amino acids)
Molecular function (GO): serine-type endopeptidase activity
Source: RefSeq, a predicted model, not a curated record
UAGUGACGAUGCCUAGCUACCCCGCACAAAGGGCGAAGGAGAAGCGUUCCAAAGGGAUGAUACAACAAAGCAACCUAGCAUAACGUUGUGAAACGAGGUCUUGUUUAGGUUCCGUGCUCCGUUCCGGUUGUGGGUGCCAGUGCAGCAACAGUGCCGAAGUAUGUGCUGCACCUCGGUAUUGCUGGUAGUGCCAAUAGUGUGAAGGAAAAUGAAGUGCGUAGUUGUAAGAAGAGUAGCGGCGGUAAUGGUGGCGCUACUGCUGCUGUUCGCACAUGGGCCCGUGCUGGGCGCAAGGCCCCUGGCAGCCGACACCGCCAGCCCGAACGGCGCCUACCCGGGCAUGCAGCUACUGAGCGAGUCCGUGCACGACGAGCAGCAGGCCGGAGACGACCACAAUCCGAUACUGGUCUUGACGAAGGACGCCGGCCAAACGAAGCCAAACGCACCGGUACUGCACGACGGCAUGCCCGACGAACCGAACCCGCUGAGCCUGGAGCGUUUGCUGGUGCCCAGGGAAAGCUUGGCCGACUAUCCCGAACGCGACGGUCUGAGCACCACCGAAGAAGAGGAAGAAGAGGAGGAAGAAGAAGAAGCGGAGGAGGAUGCUAUGGAAGAGGAGGAGGAGGAGGUGGAGGAGGAAACCGAGCGGGAGGAAGCGCGGGAGGAAGAGAUUCGGAAGCAGGAUGGGAUGGCGCGUGAUGGCUUUUCGACAUACUACGUGCGUCCGAAUCAUAGCUCCGGUACCAAGAUGGCGGGCCCGGGAGAUGAGCUGCGACGCCAUUCGGCGAAUCCGUGCGGUUCCGGGAUCGUCGAGCAUUUGAAAUCCUCGGAGCACGUCGUACCGGUGCGCCGAAGCCCGGAAGAGGAGGACACCAACUUUUACAUCGAUGUCACGCACGAUCUGCUAGAAACGCGUACCGGAAUUGUGCCGAAAAUUGUUUACAGAGUGCAAGCUAGACGCUCGCCGGAUACUCAAAUUAGAGACUUUUACAUAGAAUCUCUAGUCGGCGAUCCCUACAGCUUUGACCAAUCAACGGCACGUCCGGUUGGGCAGUUUGCUACCCGGAGCGUGAAUAAUGGUGGACAGCUGAGUAAUGGGUACAAGCAAACGGUGGGUGAUGUGGAUAGUAUACCGCGUAGUACCUGGAUCGAUGAUAUGGAAAUCGACUGGCUUCAUCAUGCGUACGCGACACAGCAGCAGCAACAACACCACAAACAGCGCGUUAUAUUCGGGGAACCGUUUCCUUCCUAUUUCGAUGUGGACAACGACCACGACUCCACACGGUCCUAUGACGACGUGGAUGGAGACGACCCUGACGACAGCACGCUGGACGAGAAUUCGCUAGAGUUCGAGGACGCUGGAAUGCUCUUAAAGCGGCCAUUAAACACAAAACGGGCCGGUAAACGAUGCCCACGUAAUGUUUGGAAGCAUGACGGUAUGCUAGAGGAGCAAGCGACCAUCAACUGGUCCGUCCCGGGGACACAAGCGUAUGGAGCCAUUUUUAACAGCUCCAGCAGUAGCGGUAGCUCGAGUGGAGGUUUGGAGAAUCAGAGUAAAAAUAUUUACUUUAGAAUAUUAUAUCGAACAAUGACUAGUUACGUGAUCUACGAAUUGAUCUACACAAUGGUGCUUUUACGAGAGUGUAGCUUAUAUCUCAGGCAAGCGCAAGGCAGGAUCGCUUCGACUAACCUUCCGACUGGGUAUCAGGACUGUAGCCUAACCUUUCCAUCACGUCCAACCGCUCAACCAGACGAGCUACCCGGUUUGCUAGUACAGCUGACGAGACUCAAUACACCGUGCCGGGGUGGUGGCUUUCUUCGCUUCAUGCCCGAUCCCAGUCACCAGGACGCUAGUGGUGGUACCAGCGAUGCUGGCAGUAGCAAUCACUUUACCGGUCAGGACGACGAACAAUCGAGAGCUCGUAGUGGUCAUCAAACCAUAUCACUCUGUGGCAAACUGGAGGAGCUGCCAGCAUCGGAGCGGGCGUUUCACUUUCAAUCACAUCAUAACACCACCUUGUGGCUGCACAAUUCACCACUGUUUAGCUUGCAGUAUAGACUAGUUGACUACUGUUACAACAUGACACUGCGCGAACAGAAUGGGACGGUACAGUUGCGGCCCGGUGACGGCUCGCUGGACUGCUACUUUCGCAUUCAUCUACCGUACGGAUAUAGGAUAGCUAUGCAACUGCUGACGAAUGACUGGCGACAACAGAGUCACCAUACAGGGCAACUCAACGACAGUACGGUGGGGUAUGUACCAGUUGAGCUGGAUCUGAUCGACCUGGACAUUGGGAACCAACAGUUUCUAGCACCGAUCCGUUGCUCCUCGGCAAACGGUAUGUUGGUGGAGGUGUUCGAAGACGCCGAACAUCGAUGGGCGUCCUGUAUCAACGCUAGCUCGGACUCGACCCGCUACAUCUUAACGUCCAACGGUAACAACAUCGUAGUGAAAGUGAGCAAACUACAGCAACCAUUGAUCGAUGAGAUCCGUGAUUCAAUCGAUCCUUCAUCAUCCGCAUCAGCCUCGUUGGCCGCGUCCACUGGAUUGCGUGAGAACGGUACGGCGACACUGCUGUUCGAGUAUAGGGCGAACCCGAUUGAAUCCAUUACUUCACGUUGUGCCUUUGGUUGGAUAGCAACCACUCAGUUCUGCAUUUCAUCCAUCGAGCGGCGGCUACCGUGGCAGGAGGCGGAAUUCGAAUGUAACCGGCUCGGUGGCCACCUAAUGUCAAUACGCUCGUCCGAGGACCAGCAACUCACCGAUCAACUGCUCUUCAACAGUCCGGCUUACAAAGAUGACAAUGCGUACUGGAUUGGUGCGUCCGAUCUCACCGUGGAGGGUGACUUUCGAUGGAAUGACAAGUAUGCCUUCACAUACUCAAACUGGUUUCCAGGCUGGGUGCACCAGGAAAACUACAAUCGGCAACCGAAUGAUGAUGGGCUCAGCGGGCAGGAUUGCGUCGAAAUUCGACGCCACUUUCAGAUUGCGUCCAGUAGUGGACAGACCACACCGACCGUUAGUCCGCUCACCCUGUCAUACAUGUGGAACGAUCGCAACUGUGAUGCCCGCAAUUAUUUCCUGUGCGAGCGAAUGAUGGAUGAAGAGCUUCCAGAGCGACUUUGGAACGAAUCGGAAUGCAACGUAACCGUCACACUCAGCGUGGAACGAUCGAAGGCAACGGUAUGGAGUCCCGGAUUUCCCCAACAAUAUCCCGAUAGUGUCGACUGCUACACACUGAUACAGGCACCACCAGGCUACCGUGUAGUGCUGGACUUUGAGGAGAUGGUGUUGGAGAACGAACCACUCUGCUCCUACGACUUUCUGCAGCUAGUCGAACCGGACGUGACCGGUCCGUACGAACCAUCCAAGUCGGCGAAAGAUUUUUCCAGCACGGUACUGUUUCGCUUUCGCAACUCACGCCACAGCAGUCGCUACAAUGUACAGCAUCGGCGAAAAAGUGCCAAAACCGGUACGAAUUCGCCCGCGAUCGGUCGGAGUACUGCCGGUGCUGGUGCAGGCAGUGGUGAUGCUGCCGCCGGUGACACCGACACCAGAGGCAACAUUAACUUCAACGUACCAAGUAUCGUGCUGCAGCCGAGCGAUUCCCGGUACACGAGCAGUCUGCCACUGCCGGAGCUUAGCUUGGGCAGUGUACCGAGGAAAAUUUGUGGCGAUUGGAGUUCGAAGCUGAAGCUGCUGCGCUACGUAACGACGGGACCAUCGCUUGGACUACGGUUCGUGUCGGACUAUUCGAACAAUUAUGGCGGCUAUAAGGCUAGGAUAUCGAUGGAAAACGUGACAUCCGAGUGUCACGACGAACGGUUCAAAGCAUACAACAACUCCUGCUACCUGAUCAUCUCGUACCCGGAUGUUGACUGGACGACUGCUCAGCAGAUUUGUCGCGGCAUUGGUGCACAACUUGCUUCCAUUUCAACAACGGACGAGCAGAGGUUCAUUACAUCAAAUAUACGCAACAGUAUCGACUACACGCCAAGAUCUCUGUAUUGGGUUGGCGGGGAGAUCGCCGUCAACGGAAACCUGGAGUGGGUGGAUGGAGUGAAGCUGUUGUUUGAGGGCUGGUUACCCGGUCAACGACCAGAAAAGUCCGAAACGACCAAAGUACCUGCCUGCCUCGGUUUACAGUGGAAGGUAUCACCAACGCCAAUGAUUUCCUCCGGCCUACACUGGACGGCACAAAAAUGUACCAUGAUCGGUGGAUACGUCUGCAAGAAGCCUCGGCCACGGUUGGACGAAACGAUGGUGAAAAACCAAACGCUGACCGGCACGGAGGGUCACCUACUCUCGCCCGGCUAUCCGAAUCCUUACCCUGCUCAAACGGAUUUCUGGAUAAGGAUCGUUGCACCGGAGCAUCGUCGCAUCAUCAUCCAGUUUCAGAAACUCGAUCUCGAGCAUCAGGACGAGUGUCUGUAUGAUUACAUCAGCAUACAAAACUUCCCCAUACAACCGAACGCACGCAGCGGAUAUGCGGGAGCUGGUGGAGAGUAUGCUGGUAUUGCCGCACCGUUGACAGAGUACUUGCACAGCAAUGGAAGCGGCGCUAAGAUUCGCGAGCUGAAAGAACCCAGCUUACCGCAGACCGGCGGUUCAACGGGUGCAGAUACGAAGAAGAGAUACGCAUACCCAGACAACUAUUCCACCAGAGACAACCACACACAGUCCGGUGCUAGGUACCAGCGACGGAUCCGAUACGUUAGUAGCAGUACGGGACCAGAGUACGCCACCAGUGAUCAGGACAGUGCGGCAGAGCGUGAGUCAGCUAGCUUACAUCCGACCACACUGCUAAACGAUCCUCUGCUGCAGUUCAACGAGCUUACGCCAUCGUUUUUGCCGUACGUGCGUUGGUGUGGUACGCACGAUAGCAACAUGGCACGGUUUAACUUUAUCUCCACCGGCAACGAGGCAAUCGUGCGCUUCCAUUCGGACUUUUCCAUCAGCGGGACGGGCUUUUCGGCCACGUGGAGCACGGUCGAUAUGACGGGCUGUCCGCUGCAGACCAUUACCUCAAAGGAGGGCUCGAUCCGGAGCCCGAACUAUCCGUACUUCUUGCUGAACAACAUUGACUGCACGUACGUCAUACAGGCACCGUUCGGGCGGCGUGUGUGGUUAGAGUUUCUGCUGACCGAUCUGACACAGGACGCGACGCUGCUGGUGGACAUUGCGGACGGGCCGUUUGAACCGUUUGCGGAUCUGUCGCACGUUAACGAUGGUGUGUUCGUUAGUAAAGGCGAACGGUUAGUGGUACGGUUGAAGACGGGUGCGUCGCCGAGAGGGAACGGUUUCCAUGCGAUCUUCAAGACAUUGGCACAUGUGAACGAACAGCGUUUUAUAACGCUUUCGAACAAGACAACCGGCAUGCUCUAUUCGCUCAACUAUCCAGAAGCGAUGCCGUACGAUGUCGACUACACGCAGCAUCUGAUCGCUCCACUCGGUGAGGUUAUUCUGUUGGAGCUGUACGGCGUCGGAUUUAGCCAACAUGGAUGCCAUCAGACCGGUUUCAUAGAGAUCUAUGACAACUACACCGACAGUAACGGUACGCUUUGGCACCUGUGCGAACAUCACCCAACAACCGGCAAACCACCGACUACCGUGGAAUCCGACACAAUCCUGCUAAAUAAUGGUGCAGCAGAGCAUCAUUACACAUCAGCACACGGUGCGGCGAAACUAAGACAGCCACCGUUGGCCAGCCAUACACUCAGCAAGCCAGCUCCGAUCUACAUUACCUCGUAUCUGAACACUAUACACAUACGGCAGCGCAAUGCGAACGGUACAGGCAUACGGUUGAACGCCACGGUACGCCUGCAGGAGGAUGCCGGCUACAAGAUGAAGCUCAUCUCCAACACGGACGAGUGGGUCGAGAGCUGCAAACCGAACCCAUGCCAGUACGGUGGUAAGUGUAUUAUCGCUGGCCAGAAACGAGGCAUCUGUCAGUGUUACGGCCAUUUUACCGGUCGCUUCUGUGGACUGAACAUCUGCGAGCUGGAACCGUGCUUCUUUGGCAAAUGUGAACUUACGCCCACCAGCUUUAAGUGCAACUGUCAGCCAGGAUUUGUCGGGGUGCGGUGCGACCAGCGUCAGAAACCUUGUGCCGACAAUCCGUGCGAAAGCCGGGGCGAAUGUUUCGAGAAGAAUGGUGGCUUUUACUGUCGGUGUCACGCCUGGUGGGAAGGACCACGGUGCGAGAAGCGCAUGAUGCACAUACCCUACAAACCGCUCUCGGAACGUAUGCUACAGGAACCGUUCUGGCUCGGGCUGAUAACCGUGUUUGUGGUGCUCGCCGUGAUCGGGUUGGUCUGGUGUGCCAAGCGUCACUUUCCGGAGAAGAUCGAAAAGCUGCUGGCGGACGAUACACAGCUGAAUCGAAGUAACGAUCGCCACUUCAAAAGUACGUUCCCGCCGCACCAUCUGAACACGUCCUUGCGCGAGCAGCUGCAGGCUACGGCCGGUACCGUAUCGUCGUCGAACGCGACAACGCCCGCCUCGCACCGGACGAUCUUUGGACGAUUGGGUAUAAGAAAACCAUCCAUAUUGAGUCUCAGCAGCCCACAGCAAGUUGGAGGGGCUACCGCUAGAACAUUUUCUUUAGAUGAUCUUUUACGGCCCCCUCCUCGACGCACACCAUCGCCCCGAAAAAAGCGAAACAAUUCCACCCCGACCAAGAAGAACGUCAACGAAAAGAAGCAGAUCCUGCAGCAGCUGGUUUCACCCGCGCAAAAUGCCGCCACUAAACAGGUAAGCUUGGGCGAGCUGAUACAACUCUCGGAAACACGGCUAAAGGCCAACUAUGCCGAAUCGGAGGCCGGCCUGAAGGAGACCACGUUCUCGGAGAACUCGCUCUCGGUCACGUCGAUGGUGCGGCAGAUAUCGGACCCGAAGCUCGAGAAGAAGGUCACCUUUGCGCGGCUGCUCAGUAAGGUGUCGGCGGAGAUGAGCUCCGGCUCGGAGGACCUAGCGAAUGGAACGAAGCAUUCUAGUGCCCUAAGUCUUCCCAAUGAGGUACAGCCACGCGCAAAUUCCGUACCGCCGUCACCGUGCACAAACGAAAUCCGGUCGCCUCACAGUACCUCGUCGAACCAGGGCAGUGAUUCGCUUUCCAGCUCCGAGCUAGCGCUGCACGAUUUUGGCUUGCGCAGCAGCAAUCGCCGCACGCGGCCUAAGGUUUCGAGUGCCGACUCGAUACUGGCGAUGUUCAAAAACUUUGCCGCGUCCAGCACCGCGCUCAAUACGCUACCGUCGUCGAUCGUCAUCUCGCCGUCGUCCACACCGACCGCCUCCAGCCCGCAGGACGAUGUGCCGGGCGAUGACGAUUCGUCCACGUCGUCGAACCAUACGCCGGUGAGCUACUCGAGCGGCGGUACGUCCGACUCGCCCGUCUUCUACCGGCAGAGCACGAUUGAGGUGCCGGUACUGGACGCGCUCAGUGCGCACAAAUCGGCCGCAAGCACGACGACCAGCAGUAGCACGUCCGCCAGCUCGGCCCAGCUCCAUCCGCCGACGAUUCUGCUCGAGAUACCGAGCAACGGCAUCAACAACAAGUGUCUGUCGCCUAUCCGGGAAAUGCCGACACCGAUACCAUCACCGGCACUGACGCCGAUUAUGCCACGGCCGCAGCGUAUGCGCACCCCGCAGUCGAUACACGACGAGUCGAUGUCGGUGACGUUCAACAGUGGAUACGAAGAUUAUCACAAGCCUCAUCAGCUAUCGAUCGAAAUACGGCCACCGGACGAGCCGGACCGUGGCGAGUACUCGUCCUCUACUACACUGUCGUCCUCGCAAAGCGACACUACGGUCGACGGUCCUGCCGGGCUCGGGCUGCCGAUGAUAUCGAUCGACAUUCAUCCACCGACACCCGAACGCAAGAGUCCCGAGCGGCCGCGUGAUUUGAUCAUUCCACAGCUAGUGAUACAGCAGCCGAGCCCAACAAAGGAACGCACGACGGUGGUAGUAAUACCUGGCUCACCACCACCGCAACGUGCCAACCAGUCGUUCGACGCAAGCAUACUAUCGAACACAGGUGGUAAACAGCCGCAACAGAAGAGAUUUCUCAAGCAGUGGGAAAAGCCAACCUCACUCGAUCUCCCAUUCGAUCCGCCAAUGAUCACGAUCACCUGCAACAGCAAUGAGGUCGUGUCGGACGCGGACGUUCCAUCGCCGGCGCAUCCGAUCGGCUCGAAAGGUUCGAAAGCGAAUGGUGCCGGUGGUCUUGGUCCGCCCGGCGGUAUGUGCUACUUGAGUCCGUUCUCGAUGUGCAUCCGUGGUGAUCGUGCACCGUCCGAAAGCAAUCUCAGCUCAUCCGGUUACUCUAGCAUGGCGAGCCCCGGUCCCAGCCGUUGCGGAUCGAACAAUCCACUCUUUCCGAAUGAAUCCGACGAACCUGGUUCAGGUCCAGCCGGCCCAGGUGGUUACACCGGAUUUCACUCACUAAUCAACAAUCGACGACAAUCAUCUAAUGUAAGGAAACGGUCGGCAGAUAAUGGCAAUGGUGCCAGCAUGGGUAACACCAACACCGGUCAAACCGCCGGCUUUGGGCAGCAUCAGGCGUCCUCGUUUCGGCUGCGGUCCGACUCGGAAACGCUGUCCGACGAGCCGCUGCUAGAGUCAAACGACGAGGGUAUCGGUACGGACCAUCUGGACGAGAAAAUAGAGGAGGGCGAAAUACGUAGCGCCAAGGAGCUGGAGCUGUACCUUGGCAAGGAGCUGAUACAGACCGGGCACGACAUCCUCAGCCAAGAGUGCUUGUCGAUGUCGCAGCUGCAGCUGCCGGCGAUCGUCAUCCAGUCGGACGCCGGGUACGACAAGCCGUCCCCCGUUUCGUCCCGCUCCGACAGUCCCCUGAGCGAACGCAAUGCCAGCAUGGAACGGUUUUCGCCCAUGUUCUACGGCAAAAAGGAUCAGCAUCUGCCGUUCACGGACUCGGACGGGCUAUACGAUUUUCCAUCGUCGGAUGGGAAGGGUGGCACCGGUAGUACCGUCGUCACCGCGCAUCGCAAAUGUGUCGGCCGCAGAAAGGAUCGGCGAGUGGCCCGAUCCGGUGUAGCGGUGCAGUCACCCUCCAGAUCUACCUCCGUGCUGUUGGAGAUUCCAGGCAGCAAGGAAAACGUGGCUCAGUACGGUCAGCACACCGUGGCAGGUGGCAAACCGACCGGUGGUGCACCAUCAACGCGCAAAAGUCCCAAACGACGCGUGCAUCGUCAGCCACUGGCAAGCAGCUCGUCGUCUACGGAGUCGCUGACGUCCAUCCGGGAGUACGCAAUCCGAGCAGGCAAAGAUCAAGCCGGUACGGCACAUGUCGUCACCGUACAAGAUUCGGUGGAACAUUGCGAUAAUAAUGGCGACGGUAAAGGUCAGGAGAACGCUAACAGCCAGAUGUUACCGAAACCAACGCCAACGGAAGAUCUGCGCAAGCCGCCAUACAAAAUACGGCGGCUGAAGGCGAUCGGAAACCAGAUAAGGUUUUUGCGUCGACUGGAGCGUUCUAUACACCGGAAGGAGCAGCCAGCUCAGCCAUCCGACGAAGAUCUGAAUGAGAGCAGUAGUAUAAAAGAUUCGCCCAAGAUGUCGUCGCCGCUUAUCCGAUUCAAGCAGUCACAAAUCGACGAGGAGGACGAAUCGGAGGAGGACGAUAGUAAAAGCAAAUACUACUCCAACGCACUGAAUAAGCAGCAGCAGCAACUACAGCAGCAACAGCAACUCUUGCUACCCUCGGAAGCGAACGCAGUCAACGCGAAUUCCCGCCAGCAUUGCAAAAUAUCGCGACAGAGGCGUGUUCCUAGCCAUGACUGCUAUGCUGCCAAACCAUGGUCCGAGGCCGAGUGCAAGCUGCUCGGGAGUGAGGUAAAUAGUGACUGA